This is a messenger RNA of Cryptomeria japonica (Japanese cedar), 1057 nucleotides long. Its product is annotated as fasciclin-like arabinogalactan protein 6. The coding region runs from base 42 to 761 and encodes 239 amino acids. The transcript has a single exon. The record is from RefSeq and is a predicted model, not a curated record. Lineage: Eukaryota; Viridiplantae; Streptophyta; Pinopsida; Cupressales; Cupressaceae.
AGUUCAAACUGAAUUGCAGUGUCUCCACUCCAUUGAUCAGAAUGAAGAUGAGGGUAUUGAUUUGCAUUGCACUCACAUUCUACUUUGUGGGCACUUCAGUCAGUGCUGCAAAUGUGACCAACAUAACUGGUGUUUUGGACAAAGGGGGACAGUUCACAACAUUCAUGAACCUGCUGUCAAGCACCCAGGUGGGAAGUCAGCUGCAGAAUCAACUUAACAAUUCACAGAGUGGACUGACAAUCUUUGCUCCCACAGACAAUGCCUUUCAGGAGCUCAAACCAGGGGCCUUGAAUUCCAUUACAGACCAGCAGAAAGUGGCUCUGCUGCUCUAUCAUGUCUUGCCUUCUUACUAUGCCUUGACACAAUUUCAGACCCUGAGCAAUCCUUUGAGAACUCAGGCCACUGGUAAUUCAGGGCUGCCUUAUAAUCUGAAUGUCACAACUGGUGGAGUAAACCAGGUGAAUGUUUCCACUGGUUUGGUUGAUACCCCAAUCUCCAAUUCACUCUAUUCUCAGAGUCCAUUGGCAAUUUAUCAGGUGGAGAAAGUCCUCCUCCCUACAGAUAUAUUUGCCCCUGCACCCACAACUUCUCCUACUCCUUCUCCAGCUGCUACCAAAGAAACUAAGACUGCCCCAACUAGUUCUGCCACUUCUCCUUCAAGUAGUACUAGAUCAAGCACAUCUGGUUCAAUGGUAGUUACUGGAUCAUGGGUUCAGGGCUUGUCUGUUGUUUUUGGCUGCUUUAUUGCUCUGUUUUUGUAGUAGCACUGAAUGGGAUUUGUGGGUUUGGGCUGCAAAUUGGUUGUUUUUUUUGCUUUAGUGGGUACAAUCUUGUUGGGACUGAAGAAUGUUUUGGAUUGGACAAGUGUGGGAAUGGGUGUUUGGAUCAAUAGGGACUAGGGUGGAUUGAAAAACAGAGCCCAAAUUUGAAAUUCUGGGCUAUUUGUUCCAUUUUUUCAUUUGUUUUGGUGCAGGUCGAUUUUGACCCAUGUCGUCUUGUUAUUUGAUUUGAAAGAUCUUGUAUUGAAAGUCCCUGUAAUUUAUGAAUAUCAUCUGUG